Molecule: messenger RNA, 7126 nt
Organism: Eleginops maclovinus (Patagonian blennie)
Lineage: Eukaryota; Metazoa; Chordata; Actinopteri; Perciformes; Eleginopidae
Gene: gdpd4a
Product: glycerophosphodiester phosphodiesterase domain containing 4a
Exons: 18
Coding region: 1-2931 (976 amino acids)
Biological process (GO): lipid metabolic process
Cellular component (GO): membrane
Molecular function (GO): glycerophosphodiester phosphodiesterase activity
Source: RefSeq, a predicted model, not a curated record
AUGGUUGCCCACCAGGCCAAGUGGCAUAAAACAUGUAUGCUCAAAUACAAUAACACAAUGCUACGAAGAGCAGAGAAGAGACUCAUCGCAAGCAGCUCAGCAUUUGGUAGUACUGACAAUGUCCCAGGCAAGCGCGCCAGAACACACUCUUCAGAAGCUACUACCAGCGACACCUCCUGCUUUUUCUGUGGAAAGUCUGGCACAGAGACCCUACAUGAAGUAGCAACCUUCCAGGUGGACACACGCGUACGGAAGUGUGCAGCGCAAGUUGGGGACAAUGAACUCAUGGCCAGGCUCAGCAUGGGUGAUAUGGUGGCUCUGGAGGCCAAGUACCAUUCCAAGUGUUUGUUGGCUCUUUACUAUCGUGCAAAGACCACUGUAGAAGCCGAGCAGAAAACUGACCAUGAAGGUGUGAUGUCAAGAAUCGUACUGGCUGAACUGGUCCUGUAUAUCGAGGAAACCCACCUAGAAGAGGGCACCGCCCCAGUCUUCAGACUCGCAGAUCUUGCAAAGCUAUACACGACAAGAAUGGAGCAGCUCGGGGUUGCUUUGUGCAAGAAAGUUAAUAGCACAAGGCUGAAAGAGCGCCUGUUAGCCCAGUUACCAGGCCUGAGAUCCCAGAGUAAAGGCCGGGAUGUUUUACUAGCGUUUGAUGAAGACAUUGGUGAAGCGCUAGGCAAAGCCUGCGAGCAAGACUGGUGUGAUACUGUGUCAGCCUUCGUCGGACAUGGGAAGAAAUCUGCCUGGGCAACAUGGAACACGCUGCCAGAACUCACUGAUGCCCUGCUGAGUCUGGCAAAUGCACCCACAAGCAUCCAAGAGGAUACAAUGCAUGUCAUCGAGAGGUUUGUAAUACUCCAGUAUGACCGCACAAGCAAAUGCAAGGACGUCAACAAGGCGAGAAAGAAGCUCUUUGCAAAGAAGAGCUCUGUUCAGAACAUCCCGCCAACCUACGCUGCUCUGGAGCAGCAUGUGAAGAGAUCUGCCCUUCAGGGUGGUCAUGUCUGGGGCCAGGCAUUGGUACCAGAGCCCGUGCUCCCUCCACCAACAGACUGGGGCUGGCAUCGGAGUGAUGAUGGGCCCUACACACCACUCUGGACCACACUCCCUGAGGCAUCCAAGACCUGCUAUGAGCUGUGUUUGCCUGUGACCAGACUGAAGCUGGGGAAGCUAAAGGUGGUGCGGCGGCAGCUGCUGCAAAGGUAUGAACACCAGCCAUUUGUCUCCUGCCUGGCCGGCCUCUAUGGUUGCCAAUGGAGACGAUACCAAAGAGCCCGUGCACAGCCAGGAGAGUGCUGCUGCAGCAAGGUGGAGUGUGGCAGUUUCGGCCUCCUGAUCCUCACCUUCUUCCUGAGUUUUUUAUUCCUCUAUUUCUGGAGUGAAGCUCAGAAUGACUACUUUGACUUUGACUGGUUUAACUUUGGGACUCUGGGUUUCUGGUUCCCCUGGUCUCUGGUCCUGCUGGUCAUUGCUGCUGCUCUCUUCACAUACAUCGCCCUACUGCUGGUCCUGGCAGUGUGUCUGCUCUCUGAGGGACAGAGGCUGUACCUCCACUGGAGCCACAAGACUGGCAUCGUGGUGGCGUUGGUGUUCUCAGUCACAGCCACCGCCAUCUUGUCCGACCUCUGGAGCAAAGAGUGGAAGACUCUCCUUCUCUCCCUGCAGGUGACGGCACCUUUCCUCCAUGUGGCUGCAGUCUCCCUGAUGGCCAUUCUCUCAUGGCCAAUAGCUUUGCACUUCUUUCGCAUGAACAAGAAAGUGCGUCAGGUGGCUGCUCUGGCUCUCUACCUGUCCGUGCUGUUCCCUCUCUACCUGGUUCCUCUGGGGAUGUACUCGCCCUGCAUCAAAGAGGCGGGAACGCUGGGACCCACACCCACACUCAUCGGACACAGAGGAGCUCCCAUGCUUGCUCCAGAGAAUACUAUGAUGUCGUUUGAGAAGGCAGUGGAAGCUGGGGGAGAAGGACUGGAGACCGACGUCACCAUCAGUUAUGAUGGCGUUCCCUUCCUGAUGCACGACUCCACUCUGAAGAGAACCACCAACAUCGCUGAGGUCUUCCAAAACCGAACACACCUCGACGCCUCCAUGUUCACCUGGGCCGAACUCCAGCAGCUGAAUGCUGGCAGCUGGUUCUUAUUGAGGGACCCCUUCGGCACCGUGUCCUCUCUGUCUGAGCUGGACUGCUCCCGGGCCCAGAACCAGUCUAUUCCCAGCCUGGCCCAGUUCCUGGAGGUAGCGGCCCGUAGCGGCAGACUAGUGCUGUUUGACCUGCACAGGCCACCGUAUGGACAUCCCUUCCAUCAGUCAUACAUCAACACCACCCUGCAGGUGGUGCAGGCCCACAUCAAUUCCUCAAAGGUGCUGUGGCUGCCAUCUGAGGACAGGGAGCAGGUCCAUGCUGUGGAUCCAGAGCUGCAGCAGACCUCUGGAGAGAAAGCUUCCAUUCAUGAACUGACAGUGGGCCACAUCACCAGACUGAACCUGCACUACAGCACCAUGUCCCAACAACAGUUCAGUAAAUACCAGUCGGUGAACAUCAGCACCAACCUGUAUGUGAUCAGUCAGCCGUGGCUCUACACUCUGGCCUGGUGUGCCGGAGCUCAGUCUGUCACCACCAACUCCAUCCACAUCCUGUCCAGCAUCACCAAGCCGCUCUUCCUCAUGACUCAGGAGGAGUACAGUCUGAUGUGGAUCCUGACUGACGCUGUGUCUGCCCUACUCAUCACUGCAGUGUUCAUAUUCCAUUGGUGGAGAGAGAGAGGCCUGCCCUGGUCCGGCGGCCGUCAGACUCAUGAGAACGGACCGUACAGCAAGUUCAGGACAGAGCUGAGUGACGUGUGGUCCAUUUCCAGCGUCAGCGUCCGGCCGGACCUACGGAGCGCUCCCAGUUCACCCAGUAACCCCCACCUGCCCACCAUCACUGAGGAGUGAGUGGGGGGGGGGUAGAGAGACAGAGAGAGGAAGGUACAGACACUGAGAGAUGGAAGGAAAGAGAGAGGAAUGAAAAGCUUAAAAAUAACGUCCUGAUAAGCAGCCAUCCCAUCCCAUCCCCCCCCCCCACUGCAUCCAGUUGUUCAGAGGGCGGGCAGCAUGCUGGAAGGAAACAUUUACAUCUGUCACUAUUUUUAACUGAGCCAUACAAGCUCAGCGACAGAGGGACCAAGACCAGAAGACAGGACCCUGGUGAGGAAGACUCAGAGGCAGCCUCUCGAUCUCCUCUUCCUCUCAUCCUCUCAGUCUGUGGGCCGCCGGCUGAUCAGGCAGUAGGGAAGCAGUAGACCCCCACCCCCCCAGUGUCUGCAGCAUCACCCAUAGAGGCCACUACACAGCCUGGACAGGGAGUACAGCUGGACUCAGAGUCUGAUGCUUUACAACAUGCUCAUCACUCCACAGCACCGCACGAAACUCAAAGAAAGAAGAAACCAAUGAACACACACUGCUGUAGUAACAAACCAGUCGCUCUGUCUGUCUCGUGGUUCUAGUCAAAAGAAAACCAAAUGUUUGGAGCAGAGAGCCCAGGGAGAAGUUGGAGGAGUGGUGAAGUGAAUCUAUGGAAAGAGGACACGCUUUGUUUCAGCUGCAUCAGAACCAACCCUGAACCUGUCUGAUGUUCUGAGGGGAGGGGGGGGGGCAGUCUAUGAGCUGACGGAGUGAAUGUAACCCAGAGGCUUGAGAAGGUAUUGUUAAUAUCUAUUUAUCUUUUGUAUUAGAGUGAAUGUAUUAUAAAGCAGGCCAUGUGUCUCGAUAGCAUGUGGGGAAUGUUCUGGCAGGGAUUCUGCCAGUUUGGCUUCAUGUUUGUUCCAAACCAUCAUUAGCUGCUCCAAAUAAAGAUAAAGAUGCUUUGGAGAAACCAGACCCUGGUACUUGUUUAAAGAGGCCAUGAAUGCAGCAUCUGCUUUCCCUGGAAUAUACGCGAUCCUAUGACUCUGUAGUCCGUCUGUGCUGUGUUGUCCUGACUUCAGCUGACUUUGAGAUUUGUUUUAACUUUAUAUGUGUGGAAUCCGAGAGGUUAGGAUCCUUCAUUUCUGCACAGUGUUGAAGCUAAGGAACGGCUGUGUGCAGUUAGUGCCAUUAACCUGCCGUCUGGAUCCACACGCUCACCCUCAGUCUUUACUGGGUGAGUAUUGGACUUACGUUUAGGGAUAAAGCUGGAUUUUGACACGUCUUAGUCCUGCAGUCAGAAUUUUGAAGUCAAUAACAGUCAGUCCAGUGCAGAGUUAAUAUCUUUCAAACUGCAAACACAAACUGUGUGGUAUUGUAAGAUGAAUCAGUGGUUAGCACAUCCUGUCUUUGUGUUCCUGUUGAAUAUACAAGCAUUCUGGCUGCGAUCACUAUAGCUGCAGAGAUUAUUCUAUGGAAUAUACUGUAUAUUAGUUUUAAUAAGGCCGGUCUGGGUUUCCUCUGAAGAUGCUUUGGAUUUUGGGCUUGCAUGUUUUGGAUUCAUCCAGCUUUUGUUUUUAGAUGCUUUUUGAAAGUGAUGCUUCGAGAGAUUCUCUUUGUGAUGGCGAGUCCUCCGUCGAUCCCAACAACCAUAGGAACUUUUUCAAAUUUCUCAUAACAGCUAAAAAAGUGCCAGCCCAGGGUUUGAUGAUCGCAGGCUGGGAGCAGGGCCAUGGAUUCAGAGCUCCUGUUCUCUGAUCCAUGUGUCAAACCUCUGCAGUAUCAUCAGUGCUCCACUCUUCACUAUAUGAGAGUUUUCAGUGAGCUGCUGCAUGAACUCAUUGGCUUGUUUCUUGGCUAAACUUCAGAGCACGGCCUCGUUUGAUUAUUCUACAACAGCCAUCCAUCAGCAGUCCAGCUGCUCUGCUGUCUUUAUGCUUGUAGAUUAAGAUAUAUUUUUUACAGGGUGUGUUCCAGUUUAGUACCAACAACAAUUGAAUUAUUUAUAAGAGUUAUGAAUUCCCCCCCUGAGCUGUGUGUCAGUUCAGCUGUGUGAGUGGAGUGGAUGAAGGUUGAUGGUUUGACGCUGGAAGGGUAGGCUUCAUGUGUUCAUGUGAUGCUGAACGUGAACAGAGAAGUCAAGAGAUAUUUCAGGCUGAACAAAAAUCAGAUCUUCUGAAACAAAGAGUCAGGAAGUGCAAGGAUCAACUAUCCACACCUCUAAGUCAUUGUCUCUGAACAUGACCUGCAGGGAUGCAGCUAAACAGAACCUUAUUUUAGUCCAGAGGCUUUUCUUUCAAAUGAUUCAAUCCCUGUAGCGUUUCUCAUCUUGUGCUGCACUGAACGGCUACUUUUGGUUGUAUUUUCUAGAAGCGUUUCCACGUUUACGUUUCUUUUUUUACUGUGACUGUUCUCUGAAUGUAAUGCUGCUGUCAUCUUAUAUUAAACCCUGAGAGGUCUGUGUUGGAGCUCUGUCUGUGCUGUGCUUUGCAUUCACAUGUGUUCUUUAUGAAGACACCAACAACUUACAUUUCAUUCAUAAUGUUCAAAACAUUUCUCAAGUCAUUACAUCCUCCAAAAUAUAUAUUAGCAAUUAUAUAUUCAAAUGAAAUGAACACAAGAAUAAUAAGUAUUAAAUACGUGGGGAUGACAAAGAUAGAAUGAAUUGACUGAAAUGGAAAUAAAACCAAACUUAAGCUGGAGGAAAUGCUGCUCCUGAUAAACCCAAGAUAUGAAGCACCUCAACAUAUUAUGGUAUACCUGACUAUUUCUGACAUACUAAAGUAAGACAUCUGUGUCACACUUUAAUGACAUUCUAUAUCAUGAGUGAUUUCUGUCAUUUGCUAUGAUUUUCUGUGACCUUUAUGUGACAUAGUAUGACAUUUUAAUGGAAUGCUAUAUAAUGACAUACUUUUCUAUGACUUAUUUUACACCACACAGGACAUGAUUUAUUUUAUGGCUUUUUCUUUGCAUUCUAUACGUACUGUAUUUAACACACUUUAAUGACUAGUAUACACUUUAGUAGUACUUUGAAAUCACACAGUAUUCUGUGGCGUUCCUUUACAUCACACAUUUAUAAGUAACUUAUGACUAUUUCAGACUUUCCUUUUUUGACAUUCAUGACAAUGACUUUCAUUUUUAUUCACUUCUCAUGACUGUUUUUUUUUGCUUACUAUUCUAUCAUAUUUAUGGUUACAUUUUAUGGCAUUAUAUUCUAUGACUUCAUAACAUGCUGUACUAUGAAAUCUUUAAUGCAUAGUCAUCUAUAAUUGUUGUGCUGUAUUAUGAUAUUUCUAGUGAAAUACUAUAACUUUUGUCAUACUUUUUUUUUACAAACUAUUGCAUACCUUUUUUAUGAAAUACUAAAACAGUAACUUUUAGGAAUACUGUACUAUGAGUCAUUUCAGAUACAUUACUGACAUUGGCCUCAUUUUGUAUGAGAUAUUAAAUACUUAGAUGAGUUUUUUUCACCAACAAAAUAUACUCAGAUUUUUUUCUCACAUGCUCUACUGAGACUGUUUAGUUAUAUACUUAACUACGAUAUUCAUGUGAAUUAUUUACGGCAUACUUUUUUUAGUACUUAUAUAAUAUGCAAACUAUUUCUGCUACAGCAGAGCUUUGAGUCGCACCACAGAAGAGCAUUGUGGGAUACUGAGCAGAAAUCCGGUCUGUACCCCAACAGAAGGAAAAAGCUGCCAGUUUUGAAUGCAGCUAUAGGUUAGUUGAGAUAUAUAAUGCACAAUGUUUCUCUGGUUCUGCAACAGAUGUUCUAUUUACAUGCCCAGGUGAGUGUCUCACUUCACUUAGUGUCUCUUUUGAACAGGAUCCCUGGGAUCAAGGAAGUGUCUAAAGAUUUCUUUAAUGAACUGAACGGAACAUAAACUCUGCAAUUCUUUGAUGUGAAUGUCGUGGUUGAUCAUGACUGAAACAUACACAGUUCAGCCCUGGUCUGGGACGUGUUAUCUUUGUUAUUAUUCUUUUAAGGUGGUGUUAAAUGUUACACAGCCAGUGGUGGAAGAUAUGUGAAGAACACUUUAUUGAUAAUGAUUUUCCUACUCUUCAGCAUUUUAGUUUCUAAGUAAAAAAGACAAUUUGAGGCACCUGUGCUGAACAAAAAAAUGGAAUGUGAAAAUAUCCUUUACAACAAAAAGAAGGAAACUCCAGCUGUUGAUGCGUCUGCAAACUAAAAGCAUUUAUUAAGAACAUGACAUUUGGAAUGACAGUAAAAAAAAAGCUUGUUAUUGGA